AUGCGCGCUCAUUGGCGCUGCCUGCCCCAGCCGACGCGGCUGCAAUGGGGCCCGUGGCCCAAGCAGAUGCCGCCGAAGGGAGCGAAUGUCAAGAAGGUGAUGCCGUUGGCGGUGCAGGAGCCGACGAGCAAGGCCGCGAGGAGGGCGGAUGCGGAGGGACACCAACUUUCGCGCUGCAGAGAGGGGCCGGCGGCCUCGAGGCUGCCGCACCCCGUGCUGGCCAGAGUCGUCGUGGAGCCCUUGAGGCAGCACUUCAACGGCUGGCUUUCCCUCGCGGGCCAGGAGUGCAGUCGGCUCAAACCCGCGAUCGUUGCAGACUUAUUGGGUGACAUCCCCGCGCUGAAGAACAUGUGCAGCGACGUUGUCUGCCUGCUCGACCGCGUGCAGCACACCGUCCAACUUCAGCCCCGCGCCGUCGCGCUGGCGCCCCUGGGCGCGGCGGCGCCCGCGCGGCCCGACGGCGGCUCGAUCUUCCCGCGGGAGGCGCUGGACCUCGCGUGCGGCGCCCCGCGCGCCGCUCGGCUCCGCAACCCGCUCUGCCAGUGCCGCGGCACGCCGCGGCCGUUCCUGGACCGCUGGGGCUGCCGCCGAGUCCUGCCGCCCGGCGGCCCUCGCACGGCGGCGGUUCGGCCGCCGGACUCGAGGGCCGAGGGGCCACCGCUGGGCGGGGCCCUGGCGGAUCGGAGCCGGGCGACGCCGCCGCGGCCGCGCGCGGCCAGCCGGCAGCGGCUAGGCCGCCGCCCUCCGCGCCCCUGCCGCAGUGGGAGCCCGUGGACGGCGACGGCGUGGAUUGGAAGGCCAUGUUCGCCUCCGAGCCCACGCCGCGCUUCAUCCGCGCGCGUCACGCUGUUCGAGGACGACAUGCACGACUUUGGCCUCUCGAGCCUCUUCGUGCGGCUGUACGUCGCGGAGACGUUCUGGAUCGCCAUCUCGCGGUGCUUCCUGCGCGUCGACGGCAUUAAGUGCCGGCUCAUCGAGUCGCGCUACACCUGCCGCUUCGGCUCGGGGGUCGGGGCGAGCGACGUGGUGCACCGCCGCUCAUCCUGGCGCGAGGCUGGGUGGGACGCAGUCAUGAAGAGCAUGGGUCCUGGCUUCCCCAUCGAGCAGAUCAACGACAGCACGAGCCAGUGCCUGCCAGACCGCAGCGCGCCGGUCACGGAGGAGCUCUCGCUCGCGGCGGCCCCCCCGCCGCGGGCGGCGCCGGGGCCGAGCCCCCGCGCGGGGUGGGAGCUCCCCGCGCGGCUGCGCGGCGCGUCCUGCGUGGGCGAGCGCGCCGCGGUCAUCCCCACCUUGGAUCCCGCUGCGGAUCUCAGCCUGGACACUCCCAGUGUCCCUCGGCCUCGCACCUCCGCGUCCAGAUCUCUGCAGUGCCGCCCGGGCCGCUCUUCGCUGUUCGGCCACUCCAGUGUCCCGGAGCCCAGCCGUGCAGCUCCGUCCCGCGCUCAGCUGCUCGAUCAUGUGCUUCUGCCUGGCGAGGUGUUCGCUUCGUCUCCGCACCACGCUUCACGGACCACCGCCGUGCUGGUGUCGUUCAGCUGCUCGGGCUACGCCUCUCAGCUCUUGUCCAGAUGUUACCUGGCCUUCGCCCGCCUGGGGCCCCUCCCCGCAGUUCCGCCCAUGCCGCCCUUCGCUGUUUGGCCGCUCCCGUGCCCCAGCACCCAGUCGUACAGCUGA
Prorocentrum cordatum is the source of this 1674-nucleotide messenger RNA. The record is from the annotation of a GenBank genome assembly. Lineage: Eukaryota; Dinophyceae; Prorocentrales; Prorocentraceae.